This is a messenger RNA of Arabidopsis arenosa, 942 nucleotides long. NCBI's taxonomy places the organism in Eukaryota, Viridiplantae, Streptophyta, Magnoliopsida, Brassicales, Brassicaceae. The record is from the annotation of a GenBank genome assembly.
GAAGCUACUCAGCCAACUCUCAGAUUCUCGAACGUUCCUUCGCAUCUCAUUCGCAAAUCCUUCUCCUAAGCUGAAACAAGAGAAUGGUGAAUUGUCCAUUGUGCGGUCAACAGUCAGAGAUUCAUCCACAACAUGGGAGCGUCUAUUAUGCACAUUGUGUAGUCUGUGACGAGACCUACUGUGCUAUGUGCGGUGCAUUUCCAGAUCAUUUUCCUGCUUGUUGUGCUGACAACACUGAGUGGACUCAACAUUAUAUCAACCAGACUAACGAAGUCAAUGAGGUCUUGAAUGCUAUCACAGAUUUGAAUCAACGAAGAUUAGAUAUGCUUGAUUACAGGGAGAUCAUUGGCAAUUUCCUAUAUGAUCAUCACCCACAUAUUUUAUUUGCUGUUGAUGAGAUGAGAAGGAUCUUGCGCAUUUUGGCCAUGACUCGUGUCAUCGCUUUUAUCAAUCCGGGUCUAGCACUUCUAAACAGUGUGGAGUACACAAAUCUGGUGGAUCACUUUAACGCAUUACAUGCCCAUGUUGAUCUCAACAUUGCUAAUAAUGGAGCUUUUAACUUGGCUGGUACGAGGUGGCUUGCAGCUGCUUCUGUUAUCCAACUCAUAGGUCAGUUGCAGUUAAGAUCCGUGGCUGAACUUCAUCAUGCAGUACACGUUCCUCAACUUCCUGGAGGGAUUGUUAAUUUCAGCCAAAACCUGACCAGACUUGUGAAGAUGUGGACUCUCUUAGCUCUUAGACGUAUGUAACAGGAAGUCUUGUUACUAAUUCACGUGGUUAAGUAUUUUUGGUUUAGUAAUUUCAAUUUCACUUAUGUAAACCGGUUUACUUGUUUGAACCGUGAGUAAUUAUUGCGAUCUCCGUCCAUAUCUCCUCUUUGAGAUCUCUGAGAUGUAAGAUUUUUAAACUCUAUACCAUUGAAAAUUAAUGUUAUGUUUAUGA